Messenger RNA from Sebastes umbrosus (honeycomb rockfish), 2207 nucleotides. RefSeq names its product kinectin-like. Lineage: Eukaryota; Metazoa; Chordata; Actinopteri; Perciformes; Sebastidae. The transcript is spliced from 2 exons. The record is from RefSeq and is a predicted model, not a curated record. Bases 150 to 2012 code for a protein of 620 amino acids.
GAUUGUAAUGACGUCACUUUGAUGAGUAUCUGAUCACAUCAGAUCAAAGGAAGUGUGUUUAGGACUACACCUAUAGCCAGCCAACCCAGGGAUUCUCAUUAUUUUUCACAUCAGGCAAACCUGCACUUUGAAGAGUUUUGAGGACAGCGAUGUAUCCAAAUAAUUUCCUCAACGGCCCACAGAUGGAGAAAUCCCGUCGCCUCCAUGCGUCAGAGGAGCUUAAACAGCUUCCAAAAGUCUUUUAUCGCCAAUCUCAACCUAACCAACUGGAGUUAGAGAAACAGUUGCUGACAGUGGAGUUGGAAAAAAUGAGGAAGGAAAGUGUCAGGCACCUGCAACUUGUGCAAGAUCUGCAACACCAACUGAUGGAUGCAAGGACGCAAACGAAAAGGGAGAUAAAGGAAAAGGGGACGCUGGAUUCCUUAAUAAGGGCACUUCAGGUGGACUUAGACGACAUCACAAAGAAAAAUAACACCCAGAAAAGAGAGCUGGAGACAGAGACUGCUGAGGUGGCCAGACUUCAACAUCUGGACAAGGUAAACCAAGCAGAGAUUGAAGACCUGAGGAAAGCAUAUAACGCCAAGCAUCAUGCAGCUCAGCAUGACAAAAAGAAGGUGGUCAGACUUGAUCAACUGACCCAGACGAUGCAGAGGAAGACCGAAAACAUCGAUAAGACCUUGACUGAUCAACUGGCCCUGCUUGAAUCUCAGAUAGGCGCAAGAAAGACAGAGAAUGAGAAUUUGUGGGAACAAGUUAAAGAACUGCAGAAAACCAAGAAAAUCACAGCUGAUGAGAACCGGAGCCUUAUUGCGAAGGUGGGCCACCUUGAAUCACUGAAACAAGAAGAGACUGAACGUUUGUUGGCAGUAGUCUGUGAUCUUCAGCACCAGUUAAGAAAAGGUCAGGAACUCAUCAGGGAUAAAAAAGAGAAAAUACAGAAUCUGAUCUCUAUUGGAAAAGAGUUGGGGAAUGCACUGCGUGAUCUUCAGAAAAAGGAAGUCUCUCUGAGUGAGCAGAACAUGAGCGCCACCAUCAGGGAUAAAGAUGAGGAAAUACAGAAGCUGACAAAAGAGUUGAAUCAAGCACUGCAUGAUCUUCAGAAAAAGGAAGCCUCUCUGAGUGAGCAGAACAGGAGCGCCUUCGAUGAGCUGGCUCGACUUGAGUCUCUGACAGCAAAAGAAAAUGAGGACAAGAGAAAGCUGAAGACAACUGUUCAGUAUCUCCAGAACCAAGUGCAGGUGGAUAAUGAACACAUGCACCGAAUGGACAAUCACAUAACAAUCCAAACCAGGCAAAUUGGUAUUUAUAAGAAACAGUUAGAAGAAUAUCACACCCUAACAACCGAUUUGAAGCAAUCAGUCUGUGAACUUAAACGCCAGCAAAAGGUGAGGCAGGGGGUGGAGAUAGUAGCUGGCGUUGAGCAGCAGAGAGAUGAGAACUUCUCUGAGACGACACCUGGGGAUCAGAGCGAUGAGACCUUCUUUGGCGCUACAGUUGAGAUUCAGAGCACUGAGACCUUCUUUUACGCUACAUCUGAGGAUCAGAGCGAGGAGACCUUCUAUGACACUGCAUCUGAGGAUCAGAGCAAGGAGAGCUUCUAUGACACUGCACCUGAGAAUCAGAGCGAGGAGAGCUUCUAUGACACUGCAUCUGAGGAUCAGAGCAAGGAGACCUUCUAUGACACUGCACCUGAGAAUCAGAGCGAUGAGAGCUUCUAUGACAUUGCAUCUGAGAAUCAGAGCGAUGAGAGCUUCUAUGACACUGCAUCUGAGAAUCAGAGCGAUGAGAGCUUCUAUGACACUGCAUCUGAGGAUCAGAGCGAUGAGACCUUCUAUGACGCUAAAUCUGGGGAUCAGAGGGAUGAGAGCCUCCCAGAGUCUCCAGCUUCUGGGUCUCGGACCAGAAGUUUCUUGCGCCGCUGUGCUAAACUUGUACUGAUUGUAGGUCUUCCUCUUGCCAUGGCCACUGCAGGUAUAGACAUAGCUCUAGACCUCUAUGGCAUUAGCUUCUAAACUACAAUGAAGGCUCAUAGUGGGUGAGAGGUACGGGCGGCUGUGGUUCAGGAGGUAGAGAGGAUCGAACUACUAAUCGUGACGAUUAGUAGUUCGAUCCCCGGCUCCUCCGGUCCGCAUGUUGAAGUGUCCUUGAGCAAGAUACUGAACCCAAAAUUGCUCCCGAAGGCUGAGCCAUCGGUGUGAAUGUUUAAA